AUGUUUCGCCGCGAACAGGUCAAGACUCGCAUGCAGCUUGAAACAGGAAAAUCACAACAUGGUCUUAUAGGGAGCUUUCAGUCGAUCAUUAAAGAAGAAGGCUUCGGGCGCCUCUACAGAGGACUGGUUCCGCCAUUACUACUCGAAGCACCCAAGCGUGCGACUAAGUUCGCUGCUAAUGACUUCUGGGGAAAGACGUAUCUCAAGCUUACUGGCGAGUCGAAGAUGACCCAACAAUUAUCCAUCCUCACGGGUUGCAGUGCUGGUGCCACCGAAAGCUUCGUCGUAGUACCAUUCGAGUUGGUUAAAAUCAAACUCCAAGAUAAGAUGAGCACAUAUUCCGGACCAAUGGAGGUGGUCAGACAGGUUAUCCGAAAAGAAGGUGUACUCGGGCUCUACGUGGGUAUGGAAGCCACUUUCUGGAGACACUUCUGGUGGAAUGGAGGAUACUUCGGGUGUAUAUUCCAAGUUCGUGGGCUGUUGCCCAAAGCCGAGUCCGCGCAGGCGCGGUUGAUGAACGACCUCAUCGCCGGGACUGUUGGUGGAUUUGUUGGGACAGCGAUCAACACACCGUUUGAUGUCGUGAAAUCGCGAAUUCAAGGCUCCACAAAGCAAGCCGGUGUGGUUCCCAAGUAUAAUUGGACAUACCCUGCACUGGUUACUAUCUUCCGAGAAGAAGGUCCCGCAGCGUUGUACAAAGGAUUUGUGCCCAAAGUUUUGCGACUUGCACCAGGCGGCGGUGUCCUCUUGCUCGUAGUUGAGGUGACAUUGAAUCUCUUCCGGCAGGCACUGGGUCCGCCGUAUCUAUAA
Fibroporia radiculosa is the source of this 810-nucleotide messenger RNA. RefSeq lists its product as uncharacterized. The transcript has 9 exons. The coding region runs from base 1 to 810 and encodes 269 amino acids. NCBI's taxonomy places the organism in Eukaryota, Fungi, Basidiomycota, Agaricomycetes, Polyporales, Fibroporiaceae. The record is from RefSeq and is a predicted model, not a curated record.